Molecule: messenger RNA, 597 nt
Organism: Guillardia theta CCMP2712
Lineage: Eukaryota; Cryptophyceae; Pyrenomonadales; Geminigeraceae
Exons: 2
Coding region: 1-597 (198 amino acids)
Source: RefSeq, a predicted model, not a curated record
AUGGACGGGGUACAAGGGAAAGGAGGACGGUGGGAGGCGGCCUGGUGUCGGAUAAGAGAGGGGGAGGAGUGGGUAGGAACGACGGCGUCAGAGGGGUCGAGGAUCGAGUGCGUGAUGCCAGCACAUGGGAGAGGGAACGCAUCGCUGGAGGUCAGCCUCAACGGGCAGGACUGGUCCACGGGAGGGCGGGUCGAGUACAGAGAGCCGCGGUGCGAGGUGGUAAGGGUAGAGCCGUCGCUGGGGCCAGAGAGGGGCGGUACGGUAGUGGAGGUCAGGGUGAGAGGUUGGGCGACAGCAGGAGGGUCAGGGGGAGGGUCAGCGGUCUGCAUGUACGACGGGGAGGCAGGGGUGGAGGGGACGGUUGACGGAGGGGGAGUAGUACGAUGCAUGACGCCCGGGGCAAGACGGGGAGGGGGAAGCGAGCCAGGGCGGGAGGUCGAGGUGAGCGUCGAGGCAGUAGGCACAGAGGGCCGGUGCAGCGGAGGAAGGUACAUGUACUACGGGGGGGUAGAGGUAACGGGGGUGAGGCCUUCGAUCGUUACAGCGGGGACGGGGACGGCGCUGACGUUUUCGACUAAGACAUCGAAUGCUGUCUGA